AUGGCUGUCAUGAAGUUUGUUGCCUACUUCGUGGCGAUUGCAAGCCUUCUCACUGUUUCUACUGCUCAGAAGCAUCCCAAGGAGGAUCUCAUCCUCUGUGACUGUGGCAUUGGUGACAACAAAGAGCACCCUGAGUGGUCUACAUCCCGCCAAGUCAAUUGGUAUCAAGACAUCACCUGGCCUGACUCUGCCACCUCCUACCCUGCUGCCCCAAAUGAAGUUGUGGAGGUGCCAUUUGAGGAGGGAAUCUACCCAUGGACACCCGCAGGCGUCACAGCAACGCUACCCAAUGGCGACGUCUGGACGGCCUACAUUGAAGAUGGCACUCCGGAUGGAUUCAAGGCAGGAACAGCUGUCGGAACCAAAGAAGGUGGGCAGUCUCUCAACUGCUGGGCCUACCGCGGACGUCCUGUCAGUCGCGCUCUCAAUACGACCAUCAACGAGGAUGCAAUUUGUUGGUCUGCGUUUGUUUGCAACAGAGACUCUCAGCCUCCCAAACGACCAGAUGAUAUGACAAACCCUACUACCACCCCAGCAACCGUGUCCGCUCCUUCCGCUACGUCAGUGUUCACAACCUCGCCUACUGCCACAGGUGGCGGACCGCAACCUACACAGCCACCUAAAACCGGCAGCCUUCUCGUAAGUGCAGCCGUCAACCCCCGUUUCAUCAACUGGCAAAACACUUGGGACGCUUUCAUCUCGAACUUUGUUUGGGACCGGACCACUGGUGAUUGCAUUGGGGAUCCGAUCCGUGGAGAUGGCUUCAACAUAACACUCAAGUGUUCCGGAACCCAGAUUGACGAGGACUCUCAUAUGACUCUGCUUCUGAUCAAGGCCCUGAGAGACGUAGGUCUUACAAGUCUUUGGUUCAAUCAGAAUCCCGUCGUUCCCACUGGUACCAUAGGCCGCAGUAAUUCCACAAGCUGGGUCGUCAUGCCCGAGGCGUUUAGUCUCACAGCCAUUGACGCCUCCACAUCACAUGUCGUUGGGCAGAUAUCAUACAACACAAAGUACGACAACUUCCUAGCUGGACCUUGUUCAAUCUGCGAGGCUGCUCGUUUCGACAAGAGCUUCUUUGACCCACUGAUUUUGGCGUUGGAAGGGAGUUACCCAAAAUACUUCCGCUAUACGAUUCAGGCCAAUUGUGAACCCUGGAAAGUUUGCAAGUGA
Molecule: messenger RNA, 1170 nt
Organism: Clonostachys rhizophaga
Lineage: Eukaryota; Fungi; Ascomycota; Sordariomycetes; Hypocreales; Bionectriaceae
Source: the annotation of a GenBank genome assembly